Messenger RNA from Spodoptera frugiperda (fall armyworm), 1536 nucleotides. RefSeq names its product glutamine synthetase 1, mitochondrial-like. The record is from RefSeq and is a predicted model, not a curated record. Gene Ontology annotation, cellular component: cytoplasm. Gene Ontology annotation, molecular function: glutamine synthetase activity. The transcript has a single exon. NCBI's taxonomy places the organism in Eukaryota, Metazoa, Arthropoda, Insecta, Lepidoptera, Noctuidae. The coding region runs from base 218 to 1432 and encodes 404 amino acids.
UCGUUCACAAAAAUAGAAUAAUUACUGGCAUGUUAAAAUUUUCUGUUUUAAAGCUAAGUUUUUUUAAAAUAAUCAUUUAGAAUCGUUUAAAUUUAUCUAAAGAAGCAAAAACAUAAAACCAAAGGCAGAAACAAGAGCAACCUAAAGAUCAAAAGUUGGUAAUUUUUAAAAAUAUCAAAAUUUUAGUAAUUUUGUUAAUAAAAUUAUAACUAAGAAAAUGGAAUCCCUGCUCAGGAGGUGCCUUUCAAUCAGCAAACCUAAACAUACUUUGCCUAUCAUCAAGAGGCAUUUAGGAUCCCACAAUAUCAAUCAUAUCAUGAACAAAAAGGUUUUGGAUCGGUAUUUAAGACUUCCAUUGCCUUGUAAUAAGGUAUUGGCUACCUACAUUUGGAUUGAUGGUUCUGGCGUGAAUAUGAGGUGCAAAGAUCGGAUCUUGGAUUGUGUUCCACACACCCCAGAUGCAGCACCAAAUUGGGCAUUCGAUGGCAGUUCUACGGGGCAGGCCACUACGGAUAAUUCUGAUACGACAUUGAAACCAGCGGCAGUAUACAAGGAUCCCUUCCGAGCCGACCCCCACGUUAUAAUUUUAUGUGAAGUACUUCUUGGUGAUGCCGGAAAACCGGCAGCGACAAAUAACAGGAGUUUCUGUAAUGAAUUAUGUGAAAUACAUAAAGCUGAAGAACCGUGGUUCGGAUUGGAGCAGGAGUACACUAUGUUAGAUGUUGAUGGCUGGGGCCUGGGCUGGCCCAAAGGAGGCGGGUUUCCUGCGGUAAAAUAUCAGUACUCAUAUUGUGGUGUUGGAGCUAAAUAUAUAGCAGGGCGAGAUUUGUCUGAAGCCCAUAGUAAAGCGUCCCUAUUCGCCGGCUGUGAUUACGAAGGAUCAAACGGUGAAGUUAUGUAUGCUUGUUGGGAGUGGCAGGUAGGGACAACAAUGGGUAUCAAAGCUGCAGAUGAUAUGUGGAUGACACGGUUUAUAAUGUCUCGCAUCGGAGAGGAUUAUGGAAUAGAUGUCACAUAUCAUCCGAAGCCUUUCGGCCACCUGCAUCCAGGUAUUGGUAUGCAUCAUAACUUCAGCACAAAGCGAAUGAGGACUGCACCCGGUGGAUACGCUUUUAUUGAAGAAUGCAUCAAGAAAUUGGAAAAGAACCAUAUGAAACAUAUGAGAAAAUACGGAAAUGAUGAGGCGACCAACAGAAUGCGAUUGUCCGGAAAAUUUGAAACGGCGCCGUUUGAUAAAUUUUCUUGGGGUAUCGCUAACAGGAAAGCAUCUAUCCGUCUACAGAGACACAUUAAAAAGAAGGAUAAAGGUUUCAUGGAGGAUAGGAGACCCGGUGGUGAUUGUGACCCAUAUCUUGUGUGUGGGCUGCUAAUGGAAACUUGUUUGGGAAGAUCAGCAGGUUCAGGAGGUGGUUGUAAGAAUCCGUGUAAAUGAACCUUCACACGUAGGUAGUAUAAUUUAGAUUAUUUUUAUUCAUUUGCCUUUGGAUACUAUGUUAUUGUAUAGAAAUUUCAAGUAAAUAUUGAGAGAUCAAUAAA